Messenger RNA from Pelobates cultripes (western spadefoot toad), 345 nucleotides. NCBI's taxonomy places the organism in Eukaryota, Metazoa, Chordata, Amphibia, Anura, Pelobatidae. The record is from the annotation of a GenBank genome assembly.
AUGGGCUGGAAGGUGCACCGUAAAGUUAAGGCCUACCCGCUUACACAGCCUUUGUAUUCCCUCAAUUCACCACUCACAGAGAACUGGACAUCCGAACCCUCAGCAGACAUGGGACGGAAAUCCCAGCGAAUAGCUACAGGUGCGUGUGAAGGCGCUGGCGACAUAGGCGCAAUGCUGCAGCGCCCCGCGGCCCCAAAGAUGGCUGCCAUGCCUGAUCCAGACACGGGCUCCAUAUGCUCGGAGCAAGCCCUGGGGGAUACCACAGACCCACAGUCAUCCCUGGAUGAGCAGAUAGACCCUGAUGUGCUGACACCGGCUACCAAACUGGACAUUAGGAACCACUGA